Messenger RNA from Rhododendron vialii, 1898 nucleotides. RefSeq names its product F-box protein At5g49610-like. Bases 41 to 1180 code for a protein of 379 amino acids. NCBI's taxonomy places the organism in Eukaryota, Viridiplantae, Streptophyta, Magnoliopsida, Ericales, Ericaceae. The transcript has a single exon. The record is from RefSeq and is a predicted model, not a curated record. Gene Ontology annotation, molecular function: protein binding.
UCAAUCAUUCUUCGGCACUGCCAAUCUGCCAUACAUCCCCAUGGCAAUCGACGAAGACAUCCCGGAAGAUGUGUUGAGUGAGAUUCUAUCUCGACUCCCUGUGAAAUUCCUCCUUCGAUUCAAAUCAGUCUCGAAAUACUGGUACUCUCUCAUCCAAAACCCUAGCUUCAUUUCCCUCCACCACAAUCGCUCCCCGAAAAACGAAUCCUUCCUCGUCAAACGAUUAGUCAAAUCCGCUUCCGGAUUCGCCCUGUCCUUGGUCUCCAGCGAAACCCCAAUCCUCGAUCUAGACAUACCUUUCGGCGGUCAACCCGCUAGUUGUCUCCACCUCUGCGGCUCUUCCAACGGUGUCGUUUGUCUCUCCAAUUCCUCCACCAAAAUCAUCAUGUUAUGCAACCCCGCAAUGAGAGAAUUCAGGUUACUCCCUCGAUCCCCUCUUCAUACAUGGCACACUAGCCAUCUAGGGUUUGCUUUUGAUCCGAAAACCAAUGAUUAUAAAGUUCUUAGAGUUGCCGCACGCUCUGAAUGCGAGCUUAUGACAUUUACUUUUACGUUUGUUGAUGGAAGAGUUGAAAUCUACGAUAUGAGUACUGACACCUGGAGAGAAAUCGUCACUGUGGUGCCGAAAGAGAUACUACAAUGUACUGACAACUGGAGAGAGGUGCCGAAAGAGAUACUACAAUAUUCUCAGCAUUCGUGUUCCACAUGGUUGAAUGGGGUGUUUUAUUGGGUGGCUGCUGAUCGUAAUGGUCGUGGUGAAAUUAUUGCUUUCCGCAUGUCAGAUGAAUUGUUCGAACGAGUAUUUUUACCCGAGGAUGUUAGGAUUAACCCUUGGUCUAGCCUUAGCAUUCUGGGGGACUCCCUUGCCCUUGUUACUGUGCAGUUUGGAAGCACGGGAUCGUGCCUUGAAAUAUGGGUAAGGGAUGGAAAUGGAGUUAAGGAUCCUUGGAACAAAAGGUACGGUAUUGGACCUAUUUUAGGACAUUACGAUCCAUUAGGAUUUCGGCAAAUUGGUGAGCUUCUUCUUUGGAGAGGCAACGUUUGCAAGAUGGUGUUUUACAACCUUGAUUCACAUACCAUAAAUGAGUAUGGUGAAGUAUACGAUGAUCUGAUAUUAGUUGAUCAGCUUCACGUUCUUUUCUACACAGUAAACUUAGUUUCAGUUAGGAGACGCGUUUAAUGAGACAUGAUUUUUUUGAACAACAUGGUUUUUAAAAGAGUGUCAUGAAGUAUAGGUCAUUUCAAGUUCUUUCCUACAAAUUGAUGGGUUACAAGUUCUUUGAUAUACAGAGAACUUGGUUUUAGUCAAUAGACGUGUUUAUUGAGACAUAAUAUGUGCAAGCAACCUGCUCUUAAUAUGUAUUCUAUGCAAUGCCGUAGAUUGACCAAUUGAGGUUCAAGGAUAGUUUGGAAUAACAGGUUUUCUUUGCUAUGGUGUGAGAUUAAAAAUUGUUGAACUAUGGUCAUGUUUAGUAUGUUUUCCUUGUCUUGUUAACUAUAUUGCUACUUGCCGAUUUCUCAGAGGCUCAAAACUGCUGUGGACCCUCAAAGGUUACUGUGAUUCAAGCAAGAAUCACUUGCUAUUCUGGCAUAUUUCGCUUCUUCUGGGCUUCAUUGGAGUUAUAUCUGUUGUUUUGUGGUUGUAUUUCCGAUUAUGUACUCUGUAUUGAUUGUUGGGCCCAUCUCUGUUGGGUUGGUUGAUUCCUUAUCAACUCGCUUGGGGUUCUUGGCACAUGAUUGUCACCGGGAUAAGUGCCAACCUCGUUGGGAUGUAUCCUUGACGUUGUGAUGCUGUUUUUCCUUUUCUUUUCCCAUAUUUCCUGUAUCUCCUCUUCCUUCUUAAUUUCUUCUUUGCCGUUAAAAAAAAAAAAAAAAAAACUAUAUUUGCUACUUGCAUC